Messenger RNA from Coregonus clupeaformis (lake whitefish), 1649 nucleotides. Its product is annotated as major histocompatibility complex class I-related gene protein-like. Gene Ontology annotation, biological process: immune response. The transcript has 2 exons. Lineage: Eukaryota; Metazoa; Chordata; Actinopteri; Salmoniformes; Salmonidae. Gene Ontology annotation, cellular component: external side of plasma membrane. The record is from RefSeq and is a predicted model, not a curated record. The coding region runs from base 46 to 1050 and encodes 334 amino acids.
AACAUUACAUGAGCCUACUGCAAAAGUAGGGAACAUUUCUAAAUCAUGGACAAACUGUCUGUCUUUUUAUUUGUUCUUUCCUUUUAUACCAUUGUCAACGCAGGUUCAGGAUCACAUUCUCUGUGGGCACUUGCAACAUACAUCAUCGGAGAAACGCCUUUCCCUGAGUUUACGGUUGUGUUGAUGUUGGAUGAUGUUCAAGUGGGUUACUAUGACUCCAACAUGAAACACUUUAUCUACAGGGGACUUCACCCAACAGAGAAAAUACAUGAUGACCUAGCUCAGGACGGAGCUUAUGUAUUUGGAACUAUGUACCAGAGCAUUAAAGAGAGAUCCUUUCAGCUAAAGCACCACUUUAAUCUCACAAGUGGUGUUCAAGUUCAGCAAAGAAUGGCUGGCUGUGAGAUUUUGAAAAAUGGUGAACCAGCCCUGAUCAUGUCAAAGAACAAUUUCAAUGCCAUUUAUACAGAUCGAAUGUUAUAUUACAACAUGACACAUUUUACAUACCAUGCAGGGAAACUACUACCAGGAUGGGAUGUGAUGAGGAGAGCAUUUCUUAGAACACUUUUUGGGAAUGUUGUCCUUCCCAUUUGCAUCAAAACACUGAAGACAUUCCUGAAGAGAGAGAAGAACGUUGUGAUGCGUAAAGUGCCUCCCAGACUCAGGUUGAUAAAGAAAGAGGUUUCUGGAGGGCUCCAGGUGAGCUGCCUGGCGUUUGGUUUCUACCCCCGCCACAUCAACCUGACCCUGCUGAGAGACGGCCAGCCAGUGGCAGAACAGGAGCUGACAGGGGGGGAGGUUCUGCCUAGUGGAGAUGGGACCUACCAGCUGAGGAAGAGUCUGGAGGUCAGUACUGAGGAGCUAAAGAAGAGACACAACUACACCUGUACUGCCUCUCACCUCAGUCUGGACAACAAGCUGGAUGUCAGUUGGGAGUCUGGGGCAGAGAGAGUACACCUAUCCACCCUCUCAGCUCUACUGGUGAUAGUGCUGAUUGUUAUUCUAUUGGGCAUUUUCAUUUGCGUCAAAAGGAGGAGACGCACCGUAUAGCAGACAUUGUCUCAACUUGCCAAUGUUGAUGCAAAAGUGGCGGAGGAAAUUAACCUGUCUUCAGAUUCUGAGACAUAAGGGACAGCGCAUACUUCCGAUACUGAAUGCACUGUCUGUUGCAGAUCAUCAUUCUCCCAAGUUGUCCUAUAAUAAUGUGACCACAUAUGCUCCCGGCGGGCCCAGUUAUACAGGAAAGCUCAGCCUCCUCUCCAAUCAGAGUGGCUAUUCCUCGCGCACCUAGAACUUAAUGCUUUAAUAUACUAUAAAUAUUUAUCAUUUCACUUUUAAAAUGUAUUACGUUUUUAUAUGUGGCAAAAACACAACCAGUCACAAUGUUUUAAUCUGAUUAGGCUACUUCAAAAGUCUCCUGUAGGUGUUCGCACUUUCAUCCAAAAUAUAAUUCCAGUAUCCUUAAAUGGCUUGACAUUCACCAGGUUUCCAUCCAACCUUUUUUUGAGAGUAAAGUAGCACACAUGUUGGAUAUAAAAUUUCACAACAUCAUGGGAAAGAAUGUAGUAUUAGGCUACAAAUGAAAUAAGUUAUGAUGAACUUCACAGGGUGGUGAAAGUGCAAAGUGAUGACGUUGAUCUUCCUUUAAA